CCGCUUCCGCUAGUAAAUCUCCCCACAAUGCAAUUUACCAUCAUGGAGGACUUUGCCGGAAGUUAAAUGUGAAAACUUUUCUAGUAUCUGAAAAAUGUCUUUGAGACAUUUAAAGCAGCUCUCGAAGUCACUCAUUCUUACACAUAUUGGCCCAAAACCGUUAGCAACACCAAAAAGGAGUAACAUUGUCCUAAACAUCGGACAAAAUCUUUCUUAUCCCAAUACACCAUGUCUCAUACCAAACAGAACUAAAUCAACAACAGGUGGAUCAUCUGUUAAAAGAAAGCCACUAAGUUUUGAUUAUUCAGGUGAUUUAGUUACAAGAUCUUCUCUACAAGAAUCUGAUACAUUAAAUAUAUUCAAAGAUGUCACUGAAUUAGAAAAUGCUCCUGAAAAUGUGAAGAGAAUAUGUAGUAUAGAAAUGGCAUCAGGGGCAGAAAUUAAAAAACAUCGCAUAGAAGAAAUGUCUAACAGAUUAGAACAGUUAUUUGGUAAAGAUUGUCAUAGGGAACAAAUGAUUGGUAAAUUAACUGUUGAAAUAAGAAGUUUAAUAUCACAUUGUCUUCAGUUCAGAUCGGACAAGCGAAGCAAGUCCAUUUUGGUUGAAAAAAUACAAAAGAGAAAGAAGUAUAUGAAAUUUUUACGUCGAGAAGAUUAUGAGAGAUUUGAAUGGUUGUUAGAUGAAUUGAAAAUUAAAUAUAUACCCCCUCCAGCUUAUUAUAAAUUUGUAAGCAAGAGACAGAAGCGAAAAAUUGAAGUUAAGGAUGCAGCAUAUACUGUUCGACAAAGUAAGAUUGAUGCUUUGAAGAAAAAACUAGAAGCAGAAAAGGAAGCAUUUAUGCAAGAAAAAGAGGAAAUUUUAGCAGAAAUUCAAAAGGAAGCAGAAAAAUAUAAACUUGAUCCAGAAAUUUUCAAACAAUCUUUAAUUAGAGAACGUGAAAAAAGUAAACGGUAUGUUCUGGCCAAAGAUCUCUGGACUGCAGACGAAGAAUAUAACUAGUUUAAAGACUUUAUAUUGAAUAGUGCUAGACAGUGUAGACUUUGAUAGUUGCUUGAUUUUUGUGAAGUACAUUAAAAGCUUUUUAUAACAUAA
This is a messenger RNA of Patella vulgata (common limpet), 1093 nucleotides long. RefSeq names its product 28S ribosomal protein S15, mitochondrial. NCBI's taxonomy places the organism in Eukaryota, Metazoa, Mollusca, Gastropoda, Patellidae. Gene Ontology annotation, cellular component: ribosome. The transcript has 7 exons. The record is from RefSeq and is a predicted model, not a curated record. The coding region runs from base 95 to 1000 and encodes 301 amino acids. Gene Ontology annotation, biological process: translation. Gene Ontology annotation, molecular function: structural constituent of ribosome.